Molecule: messenger RNA, 2312 nt
Organism: Python bivittatus (Burmese python)
Lineage: Eukaryota; Metazoa; Chordata; Lepidosauria; Squamata; Pythonidae
Source: RefSeq, a predicted model, not a curated record
GGAGACACGUUUAGCCAAUGUUCUAAAACCUCCUUUUUUAGUCAAAAUUUUUUUAAAUUUUUUUUUGCAAACCUACCUACAUCUUUGAUGCACCCCCUCCUCAAUUCUGCGCCCCUACAGUCUUCUGCACCGAGCCAUCGGUGGUGAGCUUUGCCCAGGAAAGGCGAAGAAUGAUCACGUUGAUCUAGCAAAUUCAAAACCUCCUCUCCUUUUCGCACCAAGCGCUCUUCCUUUAAGGAGCUUGCGUGCCCAAAGGCUCUUCUGUCAUCUUGCUUCCCGACCCUGCAGGUGGAUAAGCCAGGAUCUCGGGGCAUGAGUAGACAUGGCUGAACAUUCAAACUCCCAGGAGUUGGAAAACAACAGCUGGGUGAUCACAGGAUCGGAGGCUCCCCCCAUAGAAGAUCUUGGCUUCGAAGCUUCAGAAGAAACCCAGCUGGAAGCUUCGUCCCCUGAGAAUGACCUCUUUGUGGACACACCGGAUCUGGAAGAAGACAAAUCAAAGAGUCCCGAGACAGACAACAGCCUAAUUUCCAGAGAUGAUUCCAGCCAAGUCCUGUCUCCAGAAGCUACUCUCUUGCCCUUGCUGGAUGAAAAGGAGACGGAGAGCCAGAAUCCAGAGGAAGAACAUUUGCCCAUCGUAGAAGAAAUGGUUGCCAUCCCCCAAACAGGUCCCCUGCAGGAAGGACCACACACUUCCAGCAUCGGGGAAGAGCCGGCACCCCUAGAAGCCGACGUGGAAGGUCUUCGCAGACGGAAAGGCCACCUCGACGUCCGCCCCGUUGGGCCGGAGCAGUCCCACGAUCAAGCUAAGGAAGAUGAAGAGAGCGAUGGGCUUUCCAAGACGAAAUGGCUGCUCGCGAUUCUAGCCGUUGUGGGUUUUGGUGUCCUGGCCACCUUGGGGGUCAUCCUUGACACCGAGGAUGGAGCUUUGGACAUGCUGAACGUGGGGCUGAACGGGGAAGAGCCGUAUCCUGCCAGUGGUGGAAGGGACUGGUCCCCCUCCCCGGACUCUGCCCACGAUGCUAAGCUUCGGGCAGGAAAAGAACAGCUUUCUUUGGCGGAGGUUGCUGGCGAUCCUAAGAGCCUGGAUGCGAUGGGGGUCUUGCUAGAUAAAUUAGCCAAGGAGAACCAGGACAUCCGGCUUAUGCAGGCUGAACUUCAGGCCCAGAAGGAAGAGCUGCAGGCUUUGCUGCAGAAGUCCGAAGGCGAGAGCUUGGCCGCCAGCUCCCUGCAGCAAAACCUGGCGGCGGAAAACUCCAGAUUGGUGGAGGCCUUGCACCGGGAGACGGCCGCCCUCUCGGCGGCCCGGGGAGAGAUCCAGCUGCUCCAGGAGAAGCUGCACAGCCCGGACCAGGCAGGCGACGUCAAGUCCCGCCAGCACCCCGAAGAGGAACCCGGCUCGCGUCGCCCUUCUGGCAAACCCGAGCCCCAGGAGAAAGAAGUCCAUCGGCUGCGUUCCUUGCUGGCUUCGCUUCGGCACGGCUUGGCGAGGGCUAUCCAGAAGGCGCCCCUGGAGGAGCUUAAAAGCCUGGAGCAGAGGCUGGCCAGGGAGCUGGACCUCGGCGUGGCCGAGAAAGGGGCCCCGUGGAAAGAGAGCCCCAAACCUAGGCAGGGCAAAGCGAAACCGUGGCAGAGGAAACACCACGGCGAAGAGAGAGUUCGGCACCAGGACCGGGACCCCAAAGCCGCCGACGAGAGGGGACCGGCCCACCCCAAGAGGCACCCCACCCCACCCCAAACCAAGCCCCCAAAAGGAGGAGACCCCCAGCGGGGGCAUCGGAAAGGCAGGAAGCCGCUGGAGCCCCGGGAGUUGUGGGGGACGCUGGCCGAGCACCCUUUUUCCGUCCCCCACGGCUGCUCCGGGGUCGCCGAGUGCGCCCAGCAAGAAGGCUUGGCCCCCGUCCAGAAGGCCCCCUUCCUGAAGCUGGUGCAGAACUACCUCGCUGGAUUGGGCUGGGGGGAAUAUUCCAGCCAGCUGCUCCCCGUCCUCGAGGGCUUCUUCGGCAGCGACGGGGUCUUCGCCCACGACCGCAUCACCUUUGUGGACUUUUUGGACGAAGUCGAGGACGCCCUGGAGGAGCUGGCUCAGCAUUUGGGGGUGAGCGACGAGGAGGUGGACGAUUUUGAAGAAGUGGUCCUGAAGCAGCUCGGGGCGGCCCCUGGACGCAGAUUAACUCGGGGAGACGGCGCCAAAGAGCGGAACCGCGAAGGACCCCUUCACAAGAACCGGGCCCACGGUUAGACCUCCCUCGACCGGAGUGACGAGGGCUGUAUGGACCUUUGCCGAAAUACAAAGGGAAGAACAUUCUUAA